Cyclocybe aegerita is the source of this 2481-nucleotide messenger RNA. NCBI's taxonomy places the organism in Eukaryota, Fungi, Basidiomycota, Agaricomycetes, Agaricales, Hemipholiotaceae. The record is from the annotation of a GenBank genome assembly.
AUGUUCGUCCCCCUCCUCGUCCUCCUCAUCCACGCCCUGGCCCAAGUGCAGGGCCAGUCCACAGACUCGUCCGUCGCCCAGCCAUCGACCACAUCCUCUGGACCACCAGUCUCCCUCUCUCUCACAACUGGCUCAGUCACCCUCACCAUCCCCACUACUCGCUCCAAUCAACCAACCCAAGUCGUCACCGUCGUCCCAGCCGUAUUCAAUGUCACCUACACCCUCACGCCUUUACCAACAUCGUCGGACACGGCGCCCUCCCAGACCGCGUCGGAGACACCCACUCCAACUCCGGAUCCUUUCGUUCUCGAAACCAAAGUCGACCCUGCCUUUGGCGUACUGGGCGUCAUUCUAAUUCUCACUGGCCUUCCCUCCGCUUUCUGGGGCCACAAGAACAGAUGGACCUCGUUCUUUCUAAUUGGAUUCUAUACUCUGUCUCUAGUAUGUUUCGUUUUAAUCCUUAAAUUCGGUAUUCUCCCCGCCAUCAACCCUCCGAGUCGUACCCUCCGCGGCAUGUUCGUCCUCUCCUGCACCGUCGCUGGUUUCAUCGGCGGCGCCAUCGCCAUAUUCUUCUGGAAGGGCACUCGCUAUGGUCUCGGCUUCUGGGGUGGCUUCGCCCUCUCCCUCUUCAUCCAGUGCCUCCAUAACGGUGGCCUCAUCAAGAACAUCGGCUACAGGUGGAUCUUCUUCAUCGGUUGUGGCGUUGUUGGCUUCACACUCUCUACUAUCCCAAAGAUUCACUAUCACGUUCUUCUCAUCUCCACGGCAUUCGUUGGAGCCACCUCGUUUAUGCUAGGUGUCGAUUGCUUCACUACCGCUGGCUUGAAAGAGUUUUACAUCUGGAAUCUAGGCUUCCCAGCACUGUUCCCGAAAUUCGUCAACAACGGCAUUCAAUUCCCGGUCUCCCAAACCAUGCAGAUCGAACUCGGCUUGAUGGGGGCAAUAGCUUUGAUGGGCAUCGCCGUACAGCUCCGCAUCCUCAAGGUCCUGCAAAGGAAGAUGCAAGAAAUAGCCGAGGAGUCGAAGAAGCGGGAUGAAGAAGCCGAGCUUCAAGCGUCCGAUAGGGUGAAGGACCUCAGCGAGGAGCGCGACGCUUGGGAAAAGGACCACCCAGCCCUCACCAAGCAUGGCCGGAAUGACAGCAGCCUUUCCUCAAUGCCACUCAUGAAGGAUCGCGAAGGCACCCCGUCACCCGACGUUGGUCGUACGCGCCAUAUUUCCGUCUUAUCAGAGUUCAAGCCUGCACCCCCGUCAGAGGAAGACCUGAAGCGAGCGACACGAAUGAAUCAAACACCUGGAGCUCUACCUGCACUUGACCUCGGCCUGGCUAUCCAGGAAGACGUCCCGUCGUCAUUCAUUGCCAAGAAUGUCGAAGUCACAGCCGCCGACGUGGAAGAGUACAAACGCAAAGAGACCAUCCUUGCAGAGAUUCAGAAUCUCAGACGUUCCAUUGAGGUUCUCAAGUCCGAGACGCCAGUCCCGUCAUCGUCGGAGCAGUCUCGUAGGCCCUCGCUUACGUCGAGACGUACGACCAGCCUGGACGUUCAAGGUGUUCUUCUGCCUCCUGCCCACGCUCGGCCACCACGGGAAACUGAUCCCCGCGCACGCGUGCAUUCCAUGGAACUGUCUACCUUGACAAGAGAUGCCAAAGAACCCAUCUCACGCCCUACUAGUGCCCCGCUGAAGGAUGAUUGGGAUGCCUAUAUUCAGGAGCGUAAACUGCUGCAGCCACCAGCUGGAGUCUCGCCUCCUAUCGCGACGACUUCUGCCGCCACUCAUCGCGCACCCGUAUCCCCAGCAGUCCAAGAAGCACUGGAGCGUCGAAAACGCAGAGAAAGCGCCAUGCAUCUGACGGCAAGCAGCGAUUCCUCGGAAGACAUUCCGCUUGCCCGCGUUGUUCAGCAGAAACCUAAUCCAGCACCAGUCACGAUACUACCUCCUCGGCGGUCAUCCGGACACAUUGUGGCGCCAGUACCCCAAGUAGCGGCGGCGACAAGGACACGUACUUUCGAAGAGCUUAACGAACGGCACAGGGAGAAAAUCAGAGACCUGCAGGCACCACUGACCCAGGCUGAGAAGGAGCAUGCAGAGCUCGAAGCAGCACGACAACGCUGGGAGCGCUCGAAAGCUCUGGAGAGGGAAGUCGUCACCCAACGACUGGCUGAAAAAGCUGCGGCACUGGAAAAGAGGCAAAAAGCAGCAAGCCCAGAGGGAGAGCGACGGCAAUCGUCGGGGCACGACCCACGCUCAAGCCGCCAUCGACACUCGCGGUCUUUGAGUGCCGACAAGCUGAGGGAUCACGGCAUGUCGUCAAAGAAGAAGUCGAUGCUGAAAGUGGAAGACUGGCAACGAUAUCAGCAGGAUGCCGAGAUUAAUGGCGGAGGAUCGAGCUCGAGGCGGGAUUCGCGGCACCCAACAACGCAGGGCGUGCCGUUCCCGAACGAGAUGGGGCGGAGGAAGAGCAAGGACUUUCUGAGCUGA